GAGAGAGCAGAGAGGGGGAAGCGCUGAAUAAUUGAGGAACUGCAGCGCCCUCCUCCCUCUCUCUUUCCCUCCCUCCUCUCUCUCUCCAUCCCUCCCUCCGCCCUGCGUGCGCGGCCGGGAGCCGGGGCCGCCGGUGCCCAGCACAGCCCCCCCGCCGGCUGCAGUAGCGCAGCCGCCCCCGCCGGGGUGCGCGCCCGCGGCCGCUCCGCAGCAUCGCUCGCCCGCUGCCCUCUGCGCCCGGCGGUUGCCGCACACAACACGCGUGGAGAAGGUCGGGACACUACUGGCAGGGGGACAAGAGGCAAAGAAGAAACCGAGAGGGAGGCGGGAGCAGACGGGCCACCAGUGCAGGAGGGAGAUGCAGCCGCAGCCCUGAGCAGGUGCUGCAGAAACCAUCUGUGACCCACCUCCGUGGAGCCCAGCACCAGCCAUGAGCGGCUUCUUCUCCCGCCUGGACCCUCGGCGGGUGCCAUGGGGGGCCGCGGGCCAUGCCCUGCGCACCCGCGUCCUGCGCACCAAGCCGGUGGAGUCGAUGCUGGAGGGCACAGGGACCACCACCGCCCAGGGCUCCAGGCUGGCCAAGGUCCUCACCACCCUUGACCUCAUCUCCCUCGGCGUUGGGAGCUGUGUGGGCACUGGCAUGUACGUGGUAUCUGGCCUGGUGGCCAAGGAGAUGGCAGGGCCUGGGGUCAUCGUUUCCUUCAUCAUUGCCGCUGUUGCCUCCAUCUUGUCAGGCGUUUGCUACGCUGAGUUUGGUGUGCGGGUCCCCAAGACCACGGGCUCUGCCUACACCUACAGCUAUGUGACAGUGGGGGAGUUUGUGGCGUUCUUCAUCGGCUGGAACCUCAUCCUGGAAUACCUGAUUGGCACGGCCGCAGGCGCCAGCGCCCUCAGCAGCAUGUUCGACUCGCUGGCCAACCACACCAUCAGCCGCUGGAUGAUCAACAGCGUCGGGACAUUGAACGGACUAGGGAAAGGAGAGGAGUCCUACCCUGACCUUCUUGCUCUAGUCAUUGCUGUCAUUGUCACCAUCAUCGUAGCCAUGGGGGUGAAGAACUCAGUGGGGCUGAACAAUGUGCUCAACGUCAUUAACCUGGCAGUCUGGAUCUUCAUCAUGAUUGCUGGUCUCUUCUACAUCAAAGGUGACAACUGGGCUGAAGGGCAAUUCCUGCCGUUUGGAUGGCCAGGGGUGCUCAAAGGGGCCGCGACGUGUUUCUAUGCCUUCAUCGGCUUCGACAUCAUCGCUACCACAGGAGAAGAAGCGAAGAGUCCCAACACAUCCAUCCCCUAUGCCAUCACAGCCUCACUCGUCACAUGCUUGACAGCAUAUGUGUCUGUGAGCAUCAUCCUCACCCUGAUGGUGCCAUAUGAUGCCAUUGACACGGAGUCCCCACUGAUGGAAAUGUUUGUGGUCCACGGCUUCUACGCAGCCAAGUUCAUCGUUGCCAUCGGGUCUGUGGCCGGCCUGACCGUCAGCUUGCUGGGCUCCCUCUUCCCAAUGCCGCGGGUCAUUUAUGCCAUGGCUGGUGACGGGCUGCUCUUCAGAUUUUUGUCCCACGUCAGUUCUUACACGGAAACUCCCGUAGUGGCUUGUAUCGUCUCUGGAUUCCUUGCAGCGUUGCUCUCCUUGCUGGUCAGCCUGCGGGACCUAAUAGAAAUGAUGUCCAUCGGCACACUGCUCGCCUACACACUGGUCUCCGUCUGCGUCCUGCUCCUCCGAUACCAGCCUGAGAGCGACAUCGAUGGCUUUGUCAAAUUCCUCUCUGAGGAGCACACCAAGAAGAAGGAGGGCAUCCUGGCUGACUGCGAGAAGGAAGCUUGCUCCCCAGCGAGUGAAGGAGAAGAGUUUGCUGGUCCACCAACCAACACGUGUGGGGCAAAAAAUCUGCCAUCACUGGGGGAUAAUGAGAUGCUAAUUGGGAAAUCUGAUAAAUCUACCUACAACGUGAAUCACCCCAAUUACGGCACGGUUGACAUGACCUCAGGGAUAGAGGCAGAUGAGUCUGAGAACAUCUACCUCAUCAAGCUGAAGAAGUUGAUUGGCCCUCGCUACUACACAAUGCGGAUCCACCUCGGACUGCCGGGGAAAAUGGACCGACCCACGGCGGCCACCGGCCACACAGUCACCACCUGUGUGCUCCUGCUCUUCAUCCUGAUGUUCAUCUUCUGCUCCUUCAUCAUUUUUGGGGCAGACUACAUCUAUGAGCAGAGCUGGUGGGCUGUCCUCCUCGUCGUGCUGAUGAUCCUGCUCAUCGUUGUGCUGGUGUUUGUGAUCUUGCAGCAGCCAGAAAACCCCAAGAAGCUGCCCUACAUGGCGCCUUGCCUGCCAUUCGUUCCUGCCUUUGCUAUGCUGGUGAACAUCUAUCUCAUGCUGAAGCUCUCCACAGUCACGUGGAUCCGAUUUGCUGUCUGGUGUUUUGUGGGUCUGCUCAUCUACUUUGGCUAUGGGAUGUGGAACAGCACAUUGGAGAUCAGCGCCCGGGAGGAGGCCCUCCACCAGAGCACCUACCAGCGCUACGAUGUGGAUGUCGACCCCUUCUCUGUGGAUGACGGCUUCUCCUACAACACUGAGGCUGAGGGCUACCCAGGCUGGGGUCCCUCCGAGGACAAGGGCUUCUCGUACCAGCAAAUGGCAGGAGCAAAGGAAAACCAUCGGACGAGUAGCAGGUCAAAAAGCAAAGGCAGGCACAAACCACCGUCAGAGGCCCUCAUUGCCAACGAUGAGUUGGACUACUCGCCUGAGUAGUGGGGCAGGCAGCAGGGUGCUGCACUGCCCAGACGAUGAGGAAGGAUCUCCGUGGCUCCCCCGUCCCGUCCUGUCCUCCCCAGGUCCUUCACCACCACCCUGCUCACCUCUGGUCCUGGGGGCGUGCUGUGCAAUUGCCGUUGACCCUGAACCAAACGCACCUGUGGCCCAUGGUGGCGCCUCUGGUCGGAUCCCACUCUGGUGAAUUCUGGCUGAUCCUCUGGCACCAGUUGAUCUCUCAAUACCAGCCGCACCAGCAGAAGCGGUGGACUGGGAGAUGUGCCAAACUGGGAGAGCAUUGAGAGGUGGAACGAGCCACAUUAAGGAAUGAAACAAGUUGUCCCUGGGGAACAUCCACCCGAUGGCUGCAGCCCCAGGAUGCCACUCUUAUGUUUUUGGAACUGUCUUAGCAUGUGUAUUUUUUCCUUUGAACCACCCAGAAGUAAUAUCCGAGCCAGAGGGACAGAAAGGUAGGUAGGAACGAAAUGGAGUUGGACAAAUCCCUUUCAAGGGAGUAGCUCAGAGGUGGAUCCAGGGAUGUUGGUCCCAUCACACAACAUUUCCAUGGCCCAUUUUGGUGCGAAGGCACUUGGUACACACAAUAGUGCAACCUCUGUGUCCAUCCCUACACCCCGAACCCCAGCAUCCCAAAUACUGCAAUUCAAAAUUAGUCCUUGUCUCAAUCAAACCUUAAAAUCUCAGUGCAGCUGAAUAUCCCAAGUCUGCAGCUGGGAGCCUGGUCCCAUUUCUGGUCCCUGCUUGUGGCUUAGUCCACCUUAUGCAAAUGGUCGACAAGGACCCCACACCAUUUCUCUGAGCACCACCAGUCUGAGGCCGGGUGCUGUUUCCACCACGUUGUGUCUUUUACAAAAAUGAUCUCGUCAUAAUUCCCUCCCUGCAGUGGGCACGUUUCAGCACUGGCUCUGGCCUUGGUGUUUCAAGGACGUGUCCAUGCCCUCGCAAAAUGGCAACAUCUGUGGGAUGCCACAUCUUGGCAGGAGAAGACUCAGCUGCUGCAAUCUCCCUCCCUGCUGCCAUCUCCACAUUGUACCUUUUUCUCUGUUUCUGACCCUGGCUUGGGGGAUGUUGUGUGAAAAAACACCAAAAUGUUGCUCAUUCUAUACAUGUCCAUAUUUCAGUUUGAAACCAAAUGGAGCCAGUGGUUCACAGGGCAGAGGUCGUCGUUUGUCAUGGUUAAUCUCUCUGGUGUGGCCAGAGCAUGGCCAUGGCCAUGGGCCCCCCAGCAGCACCAUCAGGUUCCCCAUCUCCAGCAUCCCUGCAGGACUGUCAGCGGUGAUGGGGUUUGGUCACAGCCACCACCUCCCCUGGCACAGACAGCAGCCACAUUGCUGAGUUAGUGAUUAGCAGCCGACACCCAGUAGGUCCAUUUCCGGAGCCCAUUACUGACCUGCUUGGUUUAAAACACUGCAACAGAGGAACAUCUUUUUGAAUAAAUAAUAGCAAGGAAGCACCCCAUCAGACAGAAACACCCAUCCUCCUCCUGGGCGCUGAAGGCUGCUGGUGGAUCCAUCCCUUAGGCUUCCCUGGAGGAGCCCAGACCAGCCCCCAGUACGAGGGGCUGCUGCUGGCAUCGCAGGGGACAAUUUGACAUUGAUGGGGCGUGAGGCAGGAUUUCCAACAUGUGAUGCUGAGAAUCGUUGGUUCACUCGAUGAAGCUCAGCCCCCCGAAACACAGUGCAGAGCCUGCCUGGCACCCUUCAUGAACAAGGGGGCUUCUUGGUGCAGAGGGUGCCUGGAACUGCAGUCAUUCCCAUUACUACUGGAGCUCACGGGCUUGACGGAGAGGCCCUGGCCAUGUCUGCAAAAGUUUCACACUUGCAGCCCCUGUCUCAAACUGUCACAAACUACAACCCUUUUGCCAGUGGUGAAGAGCAUCUGAUUCUGCAGAUUUUUAUCUUGGAGCAUCCCAGGCAAGGCAAGGAGUUUGGCCUCUGCCAGGGCCUUAGUACGGGAGCAAGGAUUUGACAAAAGGACACGUAAGCUUUGCUCUGGCACCUACUCCUGCUGCCCACCCCUACCACACUUCUACAAGCAGAAAUCCUGAGCAUGUCCCACUAAAAAGCUGUUUGCAAUGUGUGCAUCACAGGCCAGUUUGGAAAACCUUUCUGCUGGUGUUGAGCACGUCUCGCAAAGGUCACCUGUCAUUUGUGCUUGACUGCUCUCGUCCUUGAUGCCUUAGAAGUACCCAGGAGAGAUGGCACCUCACAGGUUUGGCUUUACAAUUUCAGGGAGAAAGACUGAUGCUAUUUUCCUACCAGCUCUUGUACUAUACCAUAUCUGAGGUAGUUGUCUUCGUCCUGCUUCCACAUGGUAUUCAGGCACCUGCCCAACCACAAACUCAUGCCCAAAUACCCUGUUGAAUUGAAGCCUGCUAUUCCUUUUGCAGCCUUAAGAUCUUGCUACAGAGCAGUUACCAGUACCAGUGUCUGUCGUCAUGUCUGCUCUAGUUAUGCCAUUUAAUCUGACAAGGGCUUGAUCCCUUGCUCUUCGCUGUCUGUAGGAAGCUCUCCAUUGGACCCAUGCACUGGGUAAAGCCCUUCAGCUGCUCUUGUUCACCCAUCCUCCUUCCCCUUCCUGGGGAAGUGAUGGGCAAGGACAGCUGUACCAUGUCCCCAAGACCGACGGGAAACAGCAUUUGGUGCCACAACACCAUCUGGUGCGGACGGGCUGCUGUCAGCCCUCACUGUAGCAGGGGGUGGGAGCCGUACCCUCCUCCUAAGCUCCUGCCACUUAACAGAGGAAUAUAAGGAAAAGGUGACCUGGGUUUUGUGACCGGUGUUCAAGGAGGUCAGUUUGCAGCACUGCUCCGAGUGACGGUGCCUGGGGGACACAUGGGUCCAGCCCCCACUUGGGAGCUCUCGUGUUUUCCCAUGUAGAAGGUGUUGGGGUCUUCAAUGGGUCCAAGCAAAAGCUGCAAAGACCAAAACAUUCAGGCGUGUCCAGCACUGGGCACUGCUGGCCCCGGGGUCAGUUUCAGAUGCUGGGAGGAGGUGCAAGUGCUUCUUGUGCUGUAACCCAGCCUUUCCCCCCGGGGUGUCCUCAGGGAGGUUCUCACACCCCUGUCCCAUCAGGAGGACACAGGCAGAGCUGCACCACCCCAAUCCCACCACCGGCGAGAGACACACAGCCCCUCCACGCCUGACUGCCCUCCCCGGGGGCACCAAUGCAUGGUACAGAUGGAGCAUAAAUACCUCAAGUCCUCCAGGCCGACUCCAAAAGAUUUCAGUCCCUCUGUAAAUUCACUCCACACAGUUACAACCACUUGGUUACAAGGCCCAGCAUGCAACAGAGAAAUCACACCCCGAACAACGAGGGAUGUUGUAAAUCCAGCUUGUAAAUGAUCUUCAAUUCAUUUUGUUCGGUGUUUCUGGUGUGUAUCUUGCUCUUUUUUUGGCAGGUGGUAACUUUCUGGUGUAACAAUUCUCUGCAGCUCUGAUAUGAAAUUGAUGUAUUUGUUAAAAAGAGUUUGUUCUGUUAAUUUUUUUUUUGUGGUUUCCAAAAGCCCAUUGGUGCAUUGUACAAUGGGAUCUUCUAGUGUGUCAUGAGAAAGAACAAAAAUAUGCAGAUAUGUUAUGGAGUGAUUUUUAUUUUCAGAUGAUUGUGUUGUUGACAACUAUACAUGUAAUAUAUAUAUAUAUAUAUUAUCAAGAUACUGAGAAAAAGAUCUAAAUUUACCAAAAUCUGUAUAUUUUAAUAAAUGCAUAAAGCUUUA
Molecule: messenger RNA, 6479 nt
Organism: Columba livia (rock pigeon)
Lineage: Eukaryota; Metazoa; Chordata; Aves; Columbiformes; Columbidae
Gene: SLC7A14
Product: solute carrier family 7 member 14
Exons: 9
Coding region: 431-2746 (771 amino acids)
Biological process (GO): transmembrane transport; amino acid transport
Cellular component (GO): plasma membrane
Molecular function (GO): amino acid transmembrane transporter activity
Source: RefSeq, a predicted model, not a curated record